AUGUCAGAGUCUGACCCGCCAAGACUUCAACAGACGUCGUCGCUUCGUGGCAGUCAUGGCUGGCCCGCUCAAGCUCAACGUCAUUCACCUUCCCCACCGCCAUCCAACAUCAACCGGGAUACAUGGGGAAAGCGCACGGGUUUUCCGUCUCAGGGCGAGAUAAAUCCCAGAACAAGACUUUUGGAAUCGUAUGAGAGCUAUGAGCCUGCGUGUGGUUCCCGCCAAUGCAAUCAUGGGACCUUCUCCCCUCGCCCCGGCUCCUCCGCCAGUCAGCAAACGAGCAGCGGUCCCGUCCAAUCAAUUAGGGUUGUUGAGUUUGGAGAUAGUUCCUGCGAAGGAUCUAGUAUUCAAACCAACAACAGGGACGAUAUUAUGCCCUCUCUUUCGAGACUGCCCAGUAGAGUCACAACGAAGCAAUUAGCCAAGAAGUAUGGUGUCAAUCGUCGAAUGAUGUAUAUCUCAUACUACGUUCCUUUCUUCAAUUGGAUAACGCAGUACCGUUGGUCCUUCCUUAAAGGCGAUUUAAUAUCAGCUAUUACCGUGGCCUCGAUAUAUAUCCCAAUGUGUCUCUCUCUCGCAUCCAACGUUGCCCAUUCACCUCCUUUGAAUGGGCUGUACGCGUUCGUGUUCCAUCCCCUCGUAUAUUCUGUGCUCGGGAGCAGCCCUCUCCUGGUGGUGGGCCCGGAAGCAGCAGGGUCCCUCCUAGUCGGAACUGUGAUCCGCGGUGCAAUUAAAUCGGGUGAGGCUAUGGACGAUGACCCAGUUGGUGUUAUCACAGGGCUCUCGGGAGCGAUGGUAUUAAUAGGCGGGAUCACUCGCCUGGGUUUCCUCGACAAUAUCCUUAGCCGGCCCUUCCUAAGAGGAUUUAUUAGUGCCAUUGGCUUCAUGAUCAUCGUCGAUCAGCUGAUCCCGCAACUGGGCCUUACCUCGCUGGCGAAGAAAAGUGGCUCCGCGCAUGGUAGCAGCAUUGACAAAUUGGGAUUUCUAUUUCGAAACAUAUCUUCUGCCCAUGGCUUGACAUGUGCGGUUGCAUUUGGAAGCUUUGCAGCCAUCAUGGUUUUCAGGACUCUGAAAAGACGUCUGGAACCACGCUUCCCCUCUAUUGUCUUUUUCCCUGAUCGGUUUCUUGUUGUCUUCCUCUCCGUUAUCCUCACCUGGAAACUCCAAUGGGAUAAGAAGGGGUUGGAUGUCCUUGGUUCCCUCAAGAACGAAGGGAAUCCGACUUUUGCCUUCCGCUGGCCAUAUAAAAUGUCACACAUGCGACAUCUUCCAAGCGCGAUGAGUACGUCCUUCAUCAUCGCACUACUCGGAUUCUUCGAGUCGUCUAUCGCCGCAAAGGGCCUUGGUGACGGAAACAAUGGCGGAAUAAAAGCCAAUGUAAUUGGUGGAUGCUUCAUGUCACUCCCUGCAUUCGGAGGAUACGGCCGAAGCAAGCUCAAUGCCGCCACUGGUGCAAAAUCCCCUAUGAGCGGCGUGUUUCUGGGCCUAAUAACUCUGAUUUGCAUUCUCUUUCUGCUGCCUUAUUUCUAUUAUAUGCCAAUGGCUAUCCUUUCCUCUAUGAUUUCUGUUGUUGCCGUAUCUCUCAUCGAAGAAGCACCUCACGACCUACGUUUCUUCUUCCGUCUCCGUAGUUGGUCCGAACUAAGCCUAAUGCUCAUAAUCUUCUUUUCAACAAUUUUUUACUCGCUCUAUCUCGGCAUCGCGCUGGGCAUAGGCCUCUCCAUCCUGCAGAUAAUACGCCACGCAACCAAACCGCGCAUCCAAAUCCUCGGGAAAGUAUAUGGCACAAAAGACCGUUUUGAGAACGCAGAAGUGCAGCCUGAGAAAGUCGAAUUUAUCGACGGCUGUCUAAUCGUCAAGAUCCCUGAGCCUCUAACGUUCGCAAACACAGGCGAUUUGAAAAAUAGGCUCCGCCGCCUGGAGUUCUACGGCACGACUGCUGCGCAUCCUGCUCUACCACGCGUACGCCCCCCAGAACACAACCGGAAUAUGAUCUUUGAUAUACACGGUGUCACGAGCAUUGAUGGCUCGGGGAUCCAGGUGCUUAGUGAAAUUGUCCAGGGCUAUGUUGAUCAAGGGGUGCGAGUGUUUUUCUGCAGGUAUCCACAACCCGGAACGGAGAUAUUCCAGAUGAUGGAAAAGAGCGGAAUUGUUGAUGCCGUUGGGGGUGCGACACAUUUCGUUCGCAGUGUUGAUGAGGCGCUCCAGUUGACGGAGACGGUAGAGGUGGAUCGGCCGUGAUGUCACGUUUGAGAUGUGCGUAGCAUAACGGAGUGUCUUUAGGAGAAAUGGGCGGAGAAUGUUGAUAAAUCAAAGCAAGAAUGUAUACAUAUAGCAUGACUUGAUGAAAUUUGGGAUUUUUGGAUUUGCCAGGAGUUCUUUUUCCUCGUUUUUGUUACUGUUCUACAUGUAUUAUACCAGAAUGCGCGUCUUUUAGCAAGGUUAAGUUUGUUUUCAUGAG
This is a messenger RNA of Histoplasma capsulatum G186AR, 2461 nucleotides long. RefSeq lists its product as uncharacterized. Bases 1 to 2241 code for a protein of 746 amino acids. The transcript is spliced from 6 exons. Gene Ontology annotation, biological process: transmembrane transport. Gene Ontology annotation, molecular function: sulfate transmembrane transporter activity. Gene Ontology annotation, cellular component: membrane. NCBI's taxonomy places the organism in Eukaryota, Fungi, Ascomycota, Eurotiomycetes, Onygenales, Ajellomycetaceae. The record is from RefSeq and is a predicted model, not a curated record.